This is a messenger RNA of Melopsittacus undulatus (budgerigar), 772 nucleotides long. It is a transcript of the gene RHOG, whose product is annotated as ras homolog family member G. The record is from RefSeq and is a predicted model, not a curated record. Gene Ontology annotation, molecular function: GTP binding; protein kinase binding; GTPase activity. Bases 85 to 660 code for a protein of 191 amino acids. The transcript has 2 exons. Gene Ontology annotation, biological process: engulfment of apoptotic cell; cortical cytoskeleton organization; Rac protein signal transduction. Lineage: Eukaryota; Metazoa; Chordata; Aves; Psittaciformes; Psittaculidae. Gene Ontology annotation, cellular component: cell projection; cytoplasmic vesicle; cytoskeleton.
CCUCCUCCUCCUGCUGCUGCUGCGGCCCCGCGACCGACACCGAGACAUGCCCCGGGGCUGCUGAGGGCAGACGGAGCCUCCGGGAUGCAGAGCAUCAAGUGCGUGGUUGUGGGCGAUGGGGCAGUGGGCAAGACCUGCCUGCUCAUCUGCUACACCACCAACGCCUUCCCCAAGGAGUACAUCCCCACCGUGUUCGACAACUACAGCGCGCAGAACACGGUGGACGGCAGGACUAUUAACUUGAACCUGUGGGACACGGCCGGCCAGGAGGAGUACGACCGCCUGCGGACGCUUUCCUACCCCCAGACCAACGUCUUCAUCAUCUGCUUCUCCAUCGCCAGCCCGCCCUCCUACGAGAACGUGAAGCACAAGUGGUACCCGGAGGUGUGCCACCACUGCCCCAGCGUGCCCAUCCUCCUCGUGGGCACCAAGAAGGAUCUGAGGAACCACCCCGAGACCAUGAAGCGGCUCAAGGAGCAGAACCAGGCGCCCAUCACCACCCAGCAGGGCAUCAGCCUCUGCAAGCAGAUCCGCGCCGUCAAGUACCUCGAGUGCUCGGCGCUCAACCAGGAGGGCAUCAAGGAUGUGUUCACCGAGGCCGUCAGGGCCGUGCUCAACCCUGCCCCGGCCAAGCCCAAGAAACCCUGUGUCCUCUUGUGACUGAGCCCCUGCCUGCCCCGGUGCCCCCCGAGCUGUGCUGACCCCCCCAGGCAGGGGCACUGGGGCCACCAGCCUGAGCCCACCAGCUUCAAUAAUACAGACCUUGUUUGCA